Glycine soja is the source of this 1172-nucleotide messenger RNA. RefSeq names its product protein LOL1-like. The transcript is spliced from 6 exons. The record is from RefSeq and is a predicted model, not a curated record. Bases 413 to 856 code for a protein of 147 amino acids. NCBI's taxonomy places the organism in Eukaryota, Viridiplantae, Streptophyta, Magnoliopsida, Fabales, Fabaceae.
UAGUCCAUUAUUUUUCUUCAAAUGUAUUCGUACAUAUUAUGCUAUUAGUCUCUCUCUCUUCUUUUCUCUCUCUCUCUCCCCACUUUCAUCUGUAACAAGUUGUCAAGGGCGUGUGUUUUUGCCCCACUUGGGAGUUGGGACACUAUUCUAUUUAAUUUAAUUUCACUUCUGGUGAGAGGGCCUCAACUCUUCUCUACUUCUGUGCUCCAAUUUCCUGUUGCUUCAUGCAUGGCUCCCUAAGGGAAGAAAGCUUGUCAUUUGACUCUUAUUACGUUAUCCUGUUUGCAAAUUUAUUUGCUCUACAAUCUGCUUCACAGGUUUCUCUCUCUGUUUCUGCUGGAGUUGUUCAAAUGGGAGAAAGAGUUUUAUUCUCUACGUAGAGUUUGGUAGACAAAGAUAAUAUUUUGAGAUAAUGCUAGUUCCACUUGCCCCGUACCCUCCACCCCCUCCACCAGCUCCAUAUACGCCUCCACCAAAUGGUGCACAGAGUCAACUAGUCUGUUCUGGGUGUAGAAACCUUCUGCUCUAUCCAGUUGGAGCCACCUCUGUGUGCUGUGCUGUUUGCAAUGCAGUCACAACAGUGCCACCUCCUGGCACAGAAAUGGCCCAGUUAGUUUGUGGAGGCUGUCACACUUUCCUCAUGUACAUCCGUGGAGCCACAAGUGUGCAAUGCUCUUGCUGUCACACGGUCAAUCUAGCUUUGGAAGCAAAUCUGGUGGCGCAUGUCAACUGUGGGAACUGUAAGAUGCUACUCAGGUACCAAUAUGGAGCAAGAUCCGUGAAAUGUGCCGUUUGCAGUUUUGUAACGUCAGUUGGGGCCUCGACAAGCACCACUGAGCAGAAAUUCAGCACCUAAAUCUUACUGUAAAAUUGGUGACAGACACCACGACCUUGGUUUUAAUCAAAUAUCGCCCUUGAGGAAUAACGAGUGCAUAUGAGAUAGCUGAGGAAAUUUUCUUAACAUGUAUAGAGCUAUUUUUCCCUUGAGUGAAAUAAUUAAAUAAAUUUUGUAUUAUUGGUGUACCAUGUAAUGCUUUAUUUGUAAGCAGUGUAAGCCUCUAAAGGAAUGAGUAGUGGAGUUUAUAGUUCUCCAAUUUCAAUUGCAGUGUGCCAAAAAGCUAUUUGGAAUAACUAUUUAUGAUAAGAUUAUUGAUUCUGAGUGCUUUUGAAAA